Sphenostylis stenocarpa is the source of this 1110-nucleotide messenger RNA. The record is from the annotation of a GenBank genome assembly. Lineage: Eukaryota; Viridiplantae; Streptophyta; Magnoliopsida; Fabales; Fabaceae.
AUGGCUUGUUGUAAGAAAUUUGGAAUUCCUUGGCCUGAAUGCAACGACGGUCUCUCAUACGACGACGUCGUUCGAUCCUCUGAUGCCGGGUUGACUCUGAUAGAGUUUUACUCUGCCAAGUACAAAAGUUCUGCUCCCUUACAAGGUUGGUUGCAGCGUAUAAAAAGUGGGCAGAUAACAUAUGAUGGAAGAGUUGUUACUGAUUCCAACACAGUCCUCAGAGUUGGCUCAAAGCUAGUCUAUCAUAGACUUCCAUGGAAGGAACCAGAUGCACCACAUAUAAUUGAAGUAUUGUAUGAAGAUGAUGACAUGAUUGCUCUAAAUAAACCUUCUGGCUUGCAAGUUCUGCCUGGAGGUCUCUUCCAGCAAAGGACAGUUUUGACACAGCUUCAAUGGGAAGCCAACUUGUACAAAAAGCCUCAUCCUGUCCCAGUACAUCGCCUAGGAAGGGGAACUUCAGGAAUUUUGUUAUGUGCAAAGACAAAAUUAGCCAGAGCCCGUCUUGCAUUUUAUUUUGCUGAUGGAACUUCUCACAUUGGAGGAGAAAGCAGAGAUACAAACAGGGAACUUGGGAAGAUCGCAAAGAUAUACCGUGGACUUGCGAGUGGGAUAGUGGAGAAUGAUGAGGUGACUAUCAAUCAACCAAUUGGAGUAGCAAAAUAUCCUGGUGUUGCUAAGGGGUUAUACGUUGCCUCUCAAUCAGGAAAACCAGCAGUUAGUGUAGUGGGUAUUCUAGACAGAAACGUACAAGAAAACAGCACAUUGGUCCAGGUUAAGAUUCAGUCUGGACGGCCACAUCAGAUCCGCAUUCAUCUUUCUUUCAUAGGGCAUCCUCUGUUAGGUGAUCCCCUUUUUGGUGAUGGUGGGCAACCUAAAUGCUUAGAUUGUGACUCUGUAGAUGAGAGUUUUGCUGAAGAUGGGGGUUAUCCAAGGCCUACCAAGCCAGUUCCUGGAGAUUGUGGGUACAACUUGCAUGCACAUAAAUUGGUUCUCUCUCACCCAUUAACCAACGAGUUAAUUGAAAUCAUUGCACCACUUCCAUCUGUCCUCCAGACAUCAGAAGAGGCUAAGGAAAUUGCUACCACGCAGCAGACUGCUGAAGAUUCGUAA